This is a messenger RNA of Echinococcus granulosus, 360 nucleotides long. RefSeq lists its product as hypothetical. The coding region runs from base 1 to 360 and encodes 119 amino acids. The record is from RefSeq and is a predicted model, not a curated record. The transcript is spliced from 3 exons. Lineage: Eukaryota; Metazoa; Platyhelminthes; Cestoda; Cyclophyllidea; Taeniidae.
AUGCAGUCUGUUGUUGAAACAGAGGAAUUGUUUCAUUAUUUCCUUCAGUUCUCUUUAACGGAAUGCAUUUUAUCCACGCUAAAAGGCUCACCCGACAUGACGAGAAACUUAUUUGGACAGGGAGGCUUACGCUUUUAUCAAGUCACUUUUUGCACUCAACUCUUACCACCGCCCAUUUCACCUCACAAAUUCGCUUCACGCCUACAACUACAACAAUAUCAUCAAUUACUAUUAUUAAUUAUUAAUAUAAUUGCUUUAUCAGUAAAGGGACAAUACAGACGUCAUGAAUUGAUAACAGUGGAAACAAGUUUGUUCGUAUUGCCUAAAAUAAUAAUUGCAUUUAAAAUGUGCUUGGAUUAA